AUGGCGGCAUGUGAGAGACAGGAUACGAGAGCAGCCUACCCAACCAGCAACUCAAUAUACGCCGAGGGUGUCCUCGCUCCAGACGUUCUCGUGCUUACCGGCCAAGUUAUCACAUCUGAGACGGCAUUGGAAUUACCUCUGUACAUCCUGAGCCAUCCCGUCACCACCGCUCCGCCUCUUAAGCCCAGCGGCACGGAUUACAUUAUCCUCACACGGACCUCCGCUCCGCCUCAGCCGCUUUUUCAUCUCACGCGCCAGUGCAGACAACCUGUGACUUCUUUCAUGCCCUCUCCCACUAUUACUACAGCAGAAAGGAUGCCUCCGCCGCCUCUUCCAGCUUCACACCCUUCUCUCCCACCACCACCAACAUCAUACUACCUUACCUCCCUGUCAGCGUCACUGCUGGGCAACAUUCACCUAGAAACACCACCACCACAGCAACAACAGACACCUCCACCAUCAUCCUCCUCGUCCUCCUCCUCCUCCUUCCCCUUAUCAACCUCACUAUCCCGCCCCCCAGCAUGCUUAAGCGCACUCCUCCACCCAGGCCGAACAGCCACAGACGUCAACCCCGAACACUCCGAUCCCAACCCCGUCUUCUUCGCCUGGAUGCGCAUGCGCUGGCUGAGCCGCGACGAGUACAACUAUCUAGACGCUACCGGGCGGCAGGUCGCGUGCGAGGAGGUCAUCGCGGGCGAUGGGCCCGCUACCUGGAGGCUAGUCGUCACGAGGGCGCUCCCCAGGGCGCUGCGGGACUCUUUGGUGGCCAUGUGGUGUCUGCGGGUGUGGAUGGGAGUUUGUGAAGGUUGGGAAGUAGGAGGAGGAGGUGGUGGUGGUGGUGGUGGUGGGAGUGCAAGUGGCGAGAGGGAACAGCAACAACAACAGAGAAUGAAGCCUGGCCUGGUGCCGAGGGCGGAUGUGACGCUUGCGUAUAGGUAUCAGCGUUGA
Molecule: messenger RNA, 948 nt
Organism: Cryphonectria parasitica EP155
Lineage: Eukaryota; Fungi; Ascomycota; Sordariomycetes; Diaporthales; Cryphonectriaceae
Exons: 1
Coding region: 1-948 (315 amino acids)
Source: RefSeq, a predicted model, not a curated record